Molecule: messenger RNA, 1368 nt
Organism: Plasmopara halstedii
Lineage: Eukaryota; Oomycota; Peronosporomycetes; Peronosporales; Peronosporaceae
Product: phosphatidylserine synthase
Exons: 1
Coding region: 1-1368 (455 amino acids)
Biological process (GO): phosphatidylserine biosynthetic process
Molecular function (GO): L-serine-phosphatidylethanolamine phosphatidyltransferase activity
Source: RefSeq, a predicted model, not a curated record
AUGGAGGACGAGACGGCGCAGCGUACUGUCCUUCGAUCUCGCCGUGACUCGGAUCUUGAUGAUGCUCCGGAGGUUUAUGGCACAGAUCCAGGAAGGAAUUAUGCUAAUCGAAAGUGGAGUAUUGAGGAAACGGUUGAGGUCGAUGACAACAACGAGAGCCAAUGGAUUAGCAGCCCUCAUACUUUAAGUGUAGGCUUUUUACUCAUGCUCUGGAUUGUCUACGCCGCAUUUCACGAGUCUGUUAUAGCUAUUCACGAUCCAAAGGACCAAUAUGCAGCUGACAUUCAACGUGGCGUCAAGUAUGCGUGCCUCUUUUUCCUCACGUAUUGUACUUUACAGCUACCCGACGGUCACUUUGUGCGUCCACAUCCUAUCGUAUGGCGUCUACUUACCGGCAUUUUUAUUCUUUACGAAAUGGUUCUGAUUGUAUUACUAUUUCUUAAAACUUAUGAUGCACGCCAAUUUCUCAAGGUCUUUGACUCGAAUCUUGGCGUUGAGCUUCCCGAAACGUCUUAUGCUUCGGAUUGCAGAAUAUAUACACCAGAGAAUCCAGACUCGUAUUUUGCUAAUGUUAAAGCGACAGUAUUUGAUCGUUUUGUGAUAAUGCACUUUUUUGGCUGGAUUGUCGGCUCGAUUAUGGUACGGAGUAAGAUGAUUUCGUGGAUACUAAGUGUCAUGUUUGAACUUUAUGAAAUCACAUUUAGUCAUUGGCUUGCAAAUUUCAAUGAGUGCUGGUGGGAUCAUGUCUUUCUGGAUAUUUUUACCUGCAAUGCUGCUGGUAUUUAUUUGGGGAUGAAGAUUUGUCGCUACUUUGAGAUGCGUCACUUUAAUUGGGUCGGCAUUCGAAAAAUUCCGAACUUGACUGGUAAAGCCAAACGUGCAUUAGCUCAAUUUACACCUGCGUACUGGAUGGCGUACGAUUGGAAGAUCUUUCGAUCGGCAGAGCGAUUUUGGCGCGUCAUGUCGAUGGUAGCGAUUCUUUCGAUCAUGAUGCUGAAUUCGUUUUUUCUUAAGACAGUGUUGUGGGUCCCUGCAAGUAGCAACCUCAACAUUUAUCGUCUCUCGAUCUGGUAUUCAGCUGGAAGCUACGCAGUUGCAGAGUAUUACAUUUUUUGCUCAUUCACAAUUAAUUAUGAAGGUAAAAAGAUGCCAGUUAUGAAGCUUGGACCGCGUGCAUGGCUAGGUAUUGCCGUAGUGGUAACUGAGGUGCUUGUGAUCAUCAAGCAUGGCAAAGGCAUGUUCACUGAGCCUUUCCCACUUUAUGUCAAACUCAUCUGGACAGCAAUCUUCGCCGUGCUUGUGUUUGGUUCCACAAUCUACUUUAAGUUUAUAAACAAGCCACUGGAUAACAAGGUUAAGAAUCAAUAG